Molecule: messenger RNA, 1183 nt
Organism: Quercus robur (English oak)
Lineage: Eukaryota; Viridiplantae; Streptophyta; Magnoliopsida; Fagales; Fagaceae
Product: L10-interacting MYB domain-containing protein-like
Exons: 4
Coding region: 527-1183 (218 amino acids)
Source: RefSeq, a predicted model, not a curated record
UAAAAGUUGCGUUUUGAACUUUUAGAAAAGCUGAAGACAAAACGCGCAUAGAAAAUGGACCUUCAGCAGUCCAUAAAUCAAAACGCGCUAUGCGCGUUUUGUUAUAUUACCGUUAGCAAUAAUUGAAAGACCGAAAUACCCACAGACGCCCCUCAUCUCUGAUCUCUGCUCUCCCUUCGCAUUUGACGCCUCCAUCUCUUCUCUCUGCCUUGCUCUGCCUUCGUACCAAAAACACUGAUCUGCUACCAAAAACCAGAUGGGUAAAAACACAACUUCCAACCCCGAGGCAAAAAAGGCUAGAGCAUUAUGGGAUAAUAAUUCAAGUUGGACCACUACUUUUUGUAAUCUUUGUGUGGAACAGAUUCAACUUGGGAAUAGGAAUAAAGGUGCUGCCUUUAGUACCCUAGGUUGGACCAAUAUAGUGACCAAAUUUUGUGAUGAAACCGGUCAAAAUUAUGAUAGGGAGUAAUUAAAAAGUAGGUGGGAUGUGUUAAAAGGUGAUUGGAGAUUGUGGGAAAAAUUGAGGAUGCAUGACACAGGUUUAGGUUGGGAUACAGCGAAGGGAACAAUUCUUGCUCCUGAUGAUUGGUGGGACCGAAAGUUGAAGGAAUUACCCAAAGCUAAAAAAUUUCGAGAGAAAGGUCUACAGAAUCCAGAACAACUUGAUAUAAUGUUUAGGGAUGUUGCAGCAACUGGAGAAGCUGCAUGGACCCCUUCUUCAAAUACACUCCCUCCAACAAUGCCACAAGAGGGUGCUGGUGAUUCGGAUGGUAGCUCCGAAUUUAAGGAUAAUCAAUGUGACAUGAGUUUAGACAUUGAUAGUUUGCAACAAGGACAUACUAGUCAAUCACGUAGUUCAAGACUUAAGCGAACUAGUGAAUCUAUACCCUCACAGAAGAAAAAGAAGAAGAUAGGAGGAGCUGCAAUGUUGGACAAUCGUAUUAGUGAAUUAAUAACUGUAUGUAAGAAUAAGUCUGAAGGUACUUCUCGAGAGUCACCAAGUUCAGUUGAUAAUGUCAUGGCGAUUGUGAGAGCACUUCCUAGAGUGGAUAGUAAGUUUGUGGUUCAAGCUUCCUUAGCGUUACUAAAAAAGAUACAUAGGGAUAUGUUUCUAACUUUCAAGGAGCCAGAGUUACAGUUGGCAUACCUACAAGAAUUGAUUUCUUGGAAGCAAAAGAAGUGA